AUGAAUGAAAUGGCCGUAGCUGCAUCUGACACUGUAUCCUCAGCCCUGACGUCCUGUCUGGCCAAUGCAAUCGACAUCUACAACGCUGUACAACGUCAAAGUGACACAAAUCUUGCUCGCUUAUUCGAGACCUUGGUGUCUUCGGUACAGUGUGUCAAAGAUCUAGGACCUGUUCCCGGGAAUGUCUCGUUGAUCAAGUUUGCGUGCAUUCAGAUCGCUGAUGAUCUCUUGGUGCACUUUCAGCGCCUUGAUGGUGGACCAGUUGACGUUUGCGGGGUCUGGGGAAGGGACGAUCUUAGCGCGCUACGGGGCAGGCUUGGGGAGGUUCUUGGGCUGUGCCAAGAUGUUUUGCCGAAUUUACGUGAUAUUUGUCGACCUGUACUUGCUGGUUCACAGAUCCAUGAACCUGAAUAUGCUUCGAUUCAACCAACCGAGAAGACGAUUGACAAAGGUCCGGAAGCCCAAAAUGUCGAAAGCACGGUCGGCGUACCUGCCAAGAAACCGCCCAGGCUCGCUCCUGCCGGUCUCAUCAACAACUUCAUCCUCGAGAGCUUAGCCUAUAAGAGCAUGCACGACCGUGAGAGUCAAGUGACCGAAGCGCACGCAAAAACUCUCGACUGGAUCUUCGACAACUCGCUUAUCUAUCAAUCUCUGCGACGAAAGUUCAGGGACUCUUUUACCGCAUGGCUCAAUGGUUCGGAGCUUAGUCCCAUCUACUGGAUCACUGGCAAGCCUGGCUCAGGGAAAUCGACUCUUGUGCGAUAUCUUUUGCAGCACCCUGUUGCUCUGCAUCAUCUUCGAAAAUGGGCCGGCAAAAAGACUAUCAGUACUGUUGGGUUCUUCUUUUGGACGAGUGGUUCGAUGCAGCAGCGGUCACAGACUGGUUUGUUGCGAUACUUGCUUCAUCAACUCUUGUCUUCUGAUCCAAAUCUUGUUGAGAAGGCAUUUCCAAGCCUUUGGGCGCAUUUGCGACAACUGACCACUAAGGAAAGAGUCAACUUUGCGCUUGACUGGGCCGUUGGAGAACUGCAAGCUGCGUUUUACUCUCUCCUGGAUGCGGCCUUGCCUCAGACCAACAUCUGCCUAUUCAUCGAUGGCCUGGAUGAGUUUGAAGGAGACCAUAUGCAGAUUAUUGACUUCUUCAAAGGCUUGACAAUGAAACACGAUGGCUCGCUGAAGCUCUGCCUUUCCUCCCGACCGUGGGAUGUCUUCGAGAGGGCAUUUGGAAGCUCCGUUCCGAACACGAAGCUGCAAGACCUCAGUUACGAAGACAUGUAUCGCUAUGCACUGGAUACGCUCAAGACUGAUCCGCGACUCCGACGGCUUCUCAAACAGGAUCAGGAUCAGGAAGCUACCCGUAGCUUGCUCACGUCAAUCGUUGAGCAAGCCGAUGGUGUGUUUCUGUGGGUCAGACUUGCUGUUGAGAGAAUGCUUGCAGAUCAUAAGAGACGAAAUAAUAUGACUACCUUAUCAGCGGAGGCGAACGGGUUUGAGAGUCUCAGAACCACUCUGGACAGUCUUCCUACCGAACUUGAUGACCUCUUCGCGAAGCUACUCCUUGAAGACCAAACGUCGUCUGACAUCACGCAGACUGCAACACUGUACCAACUCACACAGGCUAGGGAAAUCGUCGCAGACUUUAUUAGAGAUGAGUCUGCUAACUCCCUAACUGUAUGGGAGCUCGCCUUUGCCCUGCUCGAAGAUGACGACGGGCUUGCAUUGAAUCGUCAAGUCGUCAAAGCAACAGACGAGGAGAUUGAGGCUCGUUGCCAGACAACUAUCAGAAGCAUUAAGGAACGGUUUGCUGGUCUUCUGAAUGUCCACGUUAUCAAGCCGGUAGGUAACAUGCGCUUCGCUGACAAGAGACAGAGUGUCGCAGGUCUUGUCACCACCAGUAAAGUGGUCUACAUCCACCGCACAGUCCGCGACUGGCUCGUUCAAUCCGGCGCAUCUCGUCUCGCAUCUUUCCAAGACUUACGCUUCGAUUCUCAUCUUCGACUUCUUCGGUCUUACGUCCUCCGACUCAAACAUCCCCUCGAAGAGAUUGAACACCAUCGUCGGUUGAAUGAGUGGUAUCCCGAUAUCGCUCUCGCCAUGACACAUGCUCGAUACAUCGUUAACGAUGAUGGGAAGCUGCAGCGGAAGUUCCUGAAUGAGAUGGACAAGACAAUCUCGUGGCUUUGGCUGACAAAGGAGUCAGACGAGACUGACCAUUGGGCGAAGAGCACGUUUGGGUCUUAUGAAGUGAGGAUGAAGGCGCCGCCUAUUCACAACCCGUUCUUGUGUCUUGCUGUCAAGUUUGGCUUGACGACAUAUGUCUGUGCAGAACUUGCCAACAUGACCCAAAACGUCGCAGAUGGAGACGAUGGGUCUACGCCAUUGUUGGCAUAUGCCAUAGAGUUCCUCUGUUCGCGCAACAAGACCAUCUUCCCCACGUCAUCGCCCUCUCUCGUCAAGUAUCUACUCUCGCACCAAACACCCAUCAACCCCGGACCAAAUCACAAGUACAAGCACUUCGAGACCCACCAGCCAUUGACUCCAUGGGUUACUGUCCUCCGUCACCUGCGUGAUGCGAAACGGCGAGGAUGGAUAGAGUACUAUGACAUUAACCCAGAGGGAACUGCGCGCUGGGUUGAGAUUGUGAGGGAGUUCGUCAAGUACGCUGAUGUUGAAGCUAUUGUUCCAAGAGAUACUUGGGAUCCGGAGAUCUCGGCUUUAGGAGUGAUUGACAUGCUGGUCAGGACGUACGGAUCUGCUGAGAUGGAAAGUAUUAAGCUUGAAAUGAAGAAGUCACUUGAGUCAUGGCAGAAAGCAGCAUAG
Molecule: messenger RNA, 2820 nt
Organism: Fusarium coffeatum
Lineage: Eukaryota; Fungi; Ascomycota; Sordariomycetes; Hypocreales; Nectriaceae
Exons: 3
Coding region: 1-2820 (939 amino acids)
Source: RefSeq, a predicted model, not a curated record